Messenger RNA from Amphimedon queenslandica, 609 nucleotides. Its product is annotated as dipeptidyl peptidase 4-like. Gene Ontology annotation, cellular component: plasma membrane. NCBI's taxonomy places the organism in Eukaryota, Metazoa, Porifera, Demospongiae, Haplosclerida, Niphatidae. Gene Ontology annotation, biological process: proteolysis. The record is from RefSeq and is a predicted model, not a curated record. Bases 134 to 550 code for a protein of 138 amino acids. Gene Ontology annotation, molecular function: dipeptidyl-peptidase activity; serine-type peptidase activity. The transcript is spliced from 7 exons.
CAAACAUUCAGUGUAUCGACAGUUAGGCCAAUUAGAGACGGUGGAUCAGCUUAGAGGGGCCAGAUUUUUCCAAGAAAAGUGCUAUGUUGACUCAAGUCAUUUUGCUAUUUACGGAUCAUCUUAUGGUGGAUACAUGGCUGGUAUGAUAGAGUCUAGUGGUACUGGAGUAUUCACUGCUGCUAUAUCACAAUCACCUGUCUCUGACUGGCAUUACUAUGAUUCCAUUUACACAGAAAGGUAUAUGAAUCAACCAACUGAUAACUCUGAUGGUUAUAGAGUUACGUCACUGCUUACUAGACUAUCCAAUGUGUCUGUGGAGUCCUUACCUCAUUAUUUAUUAAUACAUGGAACUGGAGAUGAUAAUGUUCACUUUCAGAAUACUGCCCAACUGAUAUCUGUACUCACUGAAAGAGAAAUCCAGUAUCAAUUGAUGGUUUAUACUGAUCAGGAUCAUUCUUUAUCUGGAGGGAAGACAAGAAAUCAUCUUUACCAGCUCAUCACAGAUUUCCUUAAUUUUCACAGCUUCAAAUUGUCAAAUAACCAAAGCUAGAUGUACAUGUAGUAUAAUGAUAUGAUGCCAAUGUGUUUUUAACUGCCCAAUGAUUGCCC